Molecule: messenger RNA, 1668 nt
Organism: Thlaspi arvense
Lineage: Eukaryota; Viridiplantae; Streptophyta; Magnoliopsida; Brassicales; Brassicaceae
Source: the annotation of a GenBank genome assembly
CGUCGCUUUCCCCAAGAAAUAUCAAACAAUACAGCCAACUAUUUCACGCCACGUGUUCCCUCUCACUCCUUUUAACAAGCUCGUAACAGUUUUCAUUCACUUGUCCCAAAGUCUCUCCUUCCUUAUCUCUAGGAAGCAAAACAAAAAUGGAUCGUGUGAUCUUCUUCCUCCUCAUCGCGGCGGCUUUGAUGGUCGCCAUCACCGGCGAGAUAGACGAAAGUUUCGAUAACCCGAUCAGGCAAGUCGUCCCGGAGGAGAACGUUGAACAACUCCUCAACGCAGAACAACACUUCUCUCUAUUCAAAUCCAAGUAUGAGAAGACUUACGCGACCCAGGAGGAGCACGAUCACCGGUUCCGUGUCUUCAAGGCUAAUCUAAGGCGAGCAAGGCGUCACCAGGCUCUGGAUCCGUCUGCCGUCCACGGCGUCACGCAGUUCUCAGAUCUUACUCCCAAGGAAUUCCGCCGCAAGUAUCUAGGGCUGAAACGGCGGUUCCGUCUUCCCAGUGACACUCAGAAGGCGCCGAUCCUUCCGACUAGCGACCUCCCGACGGAAUUCGAUUGGCGUGAACAAGGUGCCGUCACUCCAGUUAAAAACCAGGGUAUGUGCGGUUCAUGCUGGUCGUUUAGCGCCACAGGAGCUCUUGAAGGAGCUCAUUUUCUGGCGACUAAAGAGCUUGUCAGCCUCAGCGAGCAGCAGCUUAUAGAUUGCGACCAUGAGUGUGAUCCACAAGAAGCCAAUUCAUGUGACUCUGGUUGCAGCGGAGGGCUAAUGAACAACGCUUUUGAGUACACUCUAAAAUCUGGUGGCCUUAUGAAGGAAGAAGACUAUCCUUAUACAGGACGUGACCAUUCCACCUGCAAUUUCGACAAGACCAGGAUCGCUGCAAGCGUGUCUAAUUUCAGCGUUGUCUCUGCGGAUGAAGACCAAAUCGCUGCAAAUCUAGUCCAGCGCGGCCCUCUAGCUAUUGCUAUCAAUGCACUGUGGAUGCAAACUUACAUAGGAGGAGUCUCGUGUCCGUAUGUAUGUUCGAAGAGCCAAGACCAUGGAGUGCUCUUGGUUGGGUUUGGUUCAUCGGGCUAUGCACCAAUUCGUCUUAAGGAGAAGCCUUAUUGGAUCAUAAAGAACUCAUGGGGAUCGAUGUGGGGCGAGCAUGGUUACUACAAAAUCUGCAGGGGACGUCAUAAUAUAUGUGGUAUGGACACAAUGGUAUCGACUGUUGCUGCUGUUGAGACCUCAACUCAGUCGACAUAUUAGGAUCGUACUGGGUUUUACUUUGUAUAUAUAUGUAUAUGUAUGGAUGUAUAACCAUACUAUGGACUGUUAUUUAUUAGUAGUGUGUCUCUUUGUUUCAGCUUUAAUGUAAGAUAGCAUCGAAUACUGAAAGAUGAUAUGAUUAUCAACUUACUAAAAAGUUGGAAUAAUAGAAGUUUGAUGUAUGUUUUAUAUUAUGUUUGAAGCUCGUGAGUCGUAAGGAAUAGCUCUAACUUUAUUUGUUUUAUGUUUUUUGCAAAAUCAUUAUUUGUAAUAUAAAAGUUGGAUUCGGUCUCACGAGAAUCUCACGUGAAUAAACUUACAUUAAUAUCAUUAUUACAUUAAUAUCAUAGAGUUUGAGAUCCAAUUCUCAUAUUUUACCCUAGAACUAUUACUCUCUCUCGUGUUCUACUUC